CCUCACCACACAAAAAUUAAAGCUCACCUCAGCUCAGCUGCUGGCUGCUGGGCCUGCUUGCUCUCCUCCCCUCCCCGUCUCCCUCUCGAUCCCUCUCCUCUACCUCCUCGUCCUCGCCCUCCUCACGCGCAGACACGCCAAAAUUCUAGGGAACCCCCACUACGCGCACCGCCGCACCCUAGCUGCCGCUCGCCCUAGCUAGAUCGAUACGGGCAGCUCGCGGCAUCGGCGGCUAGCUCCUGCGGGUGCCGACCCAGCAGCCGGGCCGCUCAAAAUUCGCGCGCGCCGCCACGCAGCGCCUCGUGCCCAUGCGGCGGACCACGCCAGCUCGGCGGCGGACAGCGCGCCACCAGUAGCCUGCCGGACACGGGCGAUCCGCCGCUGCCCGCGCGGGCCUAUGGAUCUGGCCGCAUGGCGGGCUUCCCUCUAGGCGGAGGAGGAGGAGGAGGGCACCACGGCCGCGGCGGCGGCGGCGACCACCACCACCACCCCCACGUCAGCCCUUCCUCCGGCUCCGACUCCGCGACCGCCGCCGCCGCCGCCGCGGCAUACCUCUACACGACGGCCGCCGCCGCGCCCCGGGGCGGCGGGUUCCAGCUGUGGCCGCACCACCCGGCGCAGGAGCACCACUUCUACGCGCCCAACAUCAUCCGCUUCGCCGAUGACCCCGCCGCGGGCUCCUCGCGCGGCGGCAGGGGCUCCGCCUCCGGCGCCGGCGCGGGCACCAUCAGCUGCCAGGACUGCGGCAACCAGGCCAAGAAGGACUGCGCCCACAUGCGCUGCCGCAGCUGCUGCAAGAGCCGGGGCUUCGACUGCCCAACGCACGUCAAGUCCACCUGGGUGCCCGCCGCCAAGCGCCGCGAGCGCCAGCAGCAGCUUGCCACCGGCGCCGCCGAGCCAUCCAAGCGACCGCGCGACGCCGGCGCCCAGCCUUCGUCCACUACAGCCACAACCACUUCCUCGGGAGAGCAGCAGCAGCAGAUGGCCAUGGUGGGCGAGCGAUUCCCACGGGAGGUGAGCUCGGAGGCGGUGUUCCGCUGCGUGCGCCUGGGCCCCGUCGACGAGGCCGACGCCGAGGUGGCGUACCAGACCACCGUCAGCAUCGCCGGCCACGUCUUCAAGGGAAUCCUGCACGACGUCGGCCCGGACCCGUCCGUCGCGGCCGCCGGUGGCUUCCGCCACGCCGCCGAGGGGUCCUCCCCGAGCACGGCCGCGGCGGGCGAAGGCAGCGUCGCGGGGCCCGUGUCGUCAUCGGCUGUGGUCAUGGACCCGUAUCCGACGCCCGGCCCCUACGGCGGCGCUCCCUUCUUCCACGGCCAUCAGAGGUGAUCAAACGGCCACCUCGAUUGACGGGUAGCUCAGUCUUAGCUUGCUUCAUUAUUCCCUUUAGACAUGACAUGUUGAUCGCCUUCCAAUCCAUGUCUUGAUAUUUGCUUAUUUACUAAAAGUAUUAUCAUCAUCAUCUCUAAAUUGUCAGUAGAUUUUCCUUACCUUGAUCUCUUCUCGCUCUCAAUGAUGCAUAAACUGAUGAUGAGCUGGUCUCCUGUUCACUGUUUCGUUAGGAUCAUACUACAUACUACUGUAGUAGCUAGGCCAUCAGGUUACUAGAAGUAUAAAGCUCUGGACUAGCUAGCGAGCAGUGUUCAUGAUUGAAAAUUUAAUCUGAUAUGAACGACAAUUAGGUGAUAUGGUGCCUUGCAUUGGGAGAGAAUGGUUAUCUUGAUUAUUGACAGUUUGA
Molecule: messenger RNA, 1738 nt
Organism: Panicum virgatum (switchgrass)
Lineage: Eukaryota; Viridiplantae; Streptophyta; Magnoliopsida; Poales; Poaceae
Product: protein SHI RELATED SEQUENCE 1-like
Exons: 2
Coding region: 412-1329 (305 amino acids)
Biological process (GO): positive regulation of DNA-templated transcription
Cellular component (GO): nucleus
Molecular function (GO): DNA binding; DNA-binding transcription factor activity
Source: RefSeq, a predicted model, not a curated record